Molecule: messenger RNA, 1791 nt
Organism: Paramisgurnus dabryanus
Lineage: Eukaryota; Metazoa; Chordata; Actinopteri; Cypriniformes; Cobitidae
Source: RefSeq, a predicted model, not a curated record
UCGCUUCCUGGACUUCCGAGGCUGUGCAGUCCGCGGGGAUGCACAUACAGUUUUAACGUAAAACAGGAAACUUGUGAAUAUUCAUUUUUCAGCCCAGUGACAGGACGUGUCGUGACGCAGCAAAGGACCAAAGCGGUCAAUGUCCGGUCUAGUUACUGUCAAUGAAACAUGGCGUCCGCUACAGGACCAGGACCAAAGAUCUGUCUUUUGGCUCAUUUGAUGAUUUUUGCUUGGUAUUUAUUUACGCUGUGGACUAACUGCUCUCUGGUAUCCUCGGACAGACAUCCUGGUGUGCGAUCAUAUGGAGGGCGCUGGAAAUAUUUGACGUUUAUUAAUCUGGUUAUGCAGACGAUAUUUUUUGGAUUAGCUGCAGCAGUGGAUGUAAUUCAUAUGGUUCUACCAGUAAAACAGACUCGCAGUGGAGCGCCACGAAUCCUCGCGGAAGCCAGAGACUUUUACUUUACUGCUCUGUCUUUCCCUAUUUGCACUUUCGUGUUUGCUUCUUUCUGGACACUCUAUAUUUACAACCGAGAGAUGGUGUAUCCCAAAUUCUUAGAUGAUAUCAUUCCUGUCUGGCUGAAUCAUGCAUUGCACACAGUAAUCAUGCCUUUGCUGCUGGUGCAGAUGUUCCUUCAGAAUAACAAGUACCCCAGUCGUUUAAAAGGGAUUGUUGUUCUGGCUUUAUUUGUUGUCCUGUAUUUGUUAUGGGUAUUGUGGGUGCACCAUGUUUCCGACAUUUGGGUGUAUCCCAUCAUGGCUCACUUAGGUCCCGGUGGUUUGUGUCUUUUCCUUGGCGGUGCCUCCCUUACCGUGGUUCCUCUUUACCUGUUAGGAGAGAAGCUCAACCAUAUGAUCUGGAGCUCAGCAGGGGACCAUCAGAAGAGGAAGAAGAAGAAAAAGUAGUAAAGAUCACCUGGAUGAGAACGACCAACAUUAAUACCAGCUGUAAAAACACUUAUAGGGAAAUUUAUAAGGUUAGGUGUUUUCUUUACAAAAAUUGCUUAAUUAUUUAAUUAGCAGACUUUAACUUCCAUAUAUACAAUUUGUAUACACUUAUUAUACUGGAUAUUUAAUUGAGGUUUUUAAUCAAAUUAACUGACCGAUUAUAAACUGUUAAAUUACAAGAGCUGAACUUACCAAGUUUUGUUUUUUAUUUUCUUUGACACCUGUGAAAUCUUAGAUGCUGUAAUAUACUAGAAAACUGUUGUGUUCAAUAGUUAAUGGCCAGUUAAUGAGUCUUUUUGCUUUUCUAUUAAUAAUUUAUCAUUGUACAACAAUUUGGUGUUUACAGUUUCUGAAAAGGGAACCAUUUCAUUCAUUGAAUAAACUUAUUUUUUAAUGAUCACAUAAUAUGUUUGAGAGAUACUUUAAUGACAAACUUUAACCUGUGUGAAUUUGGGUAAUCUCAUAAAUUACUUUCUGGCUUUGCUGAGAAUUGAAUAGUUUAUCAUAUACAUGCCUCUAUGUUAUACCAUAGUCAGUCCAAUUCCUCAAUGCAACAGAGAUUUUAUUGACAUCCAGAUAAUGGCUUUGCAUUAAUUGUAACACUAACAUCCGUUCUGAGCUCUUCAGUCACCAUAGUCCCAUUAUAUGAAUUAUGCAAAUGAUUACUUCGUCUACAAGAUGGAGUAAAAUACAGUGGUUUGAUUAUUGAAUUUGAUUUCAUCACUUGUGUAAUACACUGUUAAUAAUACUGUUAAAAAAAAUAAAGUUCUCCUCAAUGUCGGUCAGGGUUAUUCUUUUUUGUUUAAACAGUGUUUAUAAUCGUAUUAUUUUUUUUCUGUCUAUGAA